AUUUAUCGCUUAUAAAUGAAGUAACGUUCUCUGCUUGAUCCCUUUAAUCACAUUGUAUAUUUUGACAAUAUUCUAUAUUUUUGCCUUUCACUUAGAGCAAAUUAUUUAUCACUAGGCUGUGAUAUUUAAUUUCUUUGGCUGAAAUGAUUUGUUAAUAUCUUUGUUGUUUAAAGAGGUCACGCACUGAUGGUAUAUCAUUAAAAUUUUAAGUGAGUUUAGAAUUUUCUUUUGCGGUUCUUGCUAACCAGCUGAAACUCUAUUCAAAAGCAAUUGUUUUAGCUAUUUAGAUUUAAAAUGAUUUGUGAUAAACCGUCGACGAGAUGUGUGUGUUUUCUGUUGUUUAAUAUUGAAUGAGAUUGCUUUCUGACGGCGUUUCAACUGGUGGUUGGCUCGCCAUGAGAUCUUAUUAUGAAAGUGGCCACCGACGUUGCACCCCAAAGAGUGAAAUUUAAUACAAACGGGCCUUACUCAGCUGCCCUGGUCAUAAACACACAGAUGAUACCGAUAACAUCUUUAGUAUUUGAGAAAUUUCUUAUUUUUAGUUCCCGGAGAAGUGUUUUUUAUCGACGUUGAUUCAUACUUUAAAGUAGACAAGAUUGUCAUGUUGUACUUAGCGUGGCAUGCAAUAAAAGCGGUAUGCGCGGCAGGGACAAACGUUAUUAUUAUGCCACUUGAAAGGAUUCAUUCAUGUUAUCCCCUGGGGUUUCAUCCACAGAGCUUGCUAAUCUAAUAAAGAAAUUUACGUUGAUGACUUUCUGUAGGGGGUCGAACAAUUUGUGUACAAACUGUCUGAAAAAUGAAAUUAAUUUUUUUUUUCCCGAGCAUUUUAUGCAGCCGAUAUCAUAGUAAACUUGAGUUUUUUGGUCGUAAGUUGGCGUGAAAAGAAUUAAGAACAUCACUGUAGUACGAUGGCGCCGUCAAACUUGUAUUCGUGGGAUGUCGGCAACUUACCGCCAUAGGAAAAUAGACCGUGCCUGGAGAUUGUUCCUUUUGCUAUUCAAUAAAAUACUUCGACUAUCCUCAGGUGUCAAGAUACAAGAAAACACGCUUCGUGAAGUAGAGUUGGUUUUUCUCUCACAAAAUUUACAUAUAUUCAAGGAUUUUGAAUCUUGAUAAAAUUACGAUUUUCAUAUUGACCAAAGUCAUAAUUUGAGUUUCAUACUUUGCUUUCGAUAUAAAGUGCAUAAGUACGUUAUUGAUAUCUAGCUGGGGGUAUGAAGUCAAUCUUAUCCAUUUCAAGCCGCUGUGGGGAGCCGACAUAUUGUGAUUUGCGAUUGAUGAGUCAAUUUCAAAGCACCGCAAGAAGUUUGGAUGUAAACAGGAGAAGAGUUUUGUUACCAAGUAUGGAAGGUCGUCUACAGCUAGAUGAUACUAUAUCACAAUGUUCACAAGCAAAUAUGAAUAAGAUGACAAUGGAAUAUCAUGAUGAAGCUUGUGAUGAAAGAACGCCAGGAAGCUUUUGCAUUCAAGCGGGUUUAAGGAACAAAGCAGAGACGCAGCUUGACGAUAGUGGUUCAAGUUAUUUUUCGUUCCCUGCGUAUCACUCAAAUCCAUCAUCUCCAGAACAUAACUGUGAAAAUAAUGAAUCAUUUGAAAUUAUGAAUCGGGUAGAAAAAAAUCAGCUCACACAUAAAGCUUUGGAUGUUAUAGGGGAGAGAAAAUGUUUGCCCCCUGCUGAUGGCAGUCGACAUCAACAUGGAAAUUUGUGCUCAGACUCAGGAACAGCAUCUCGUGUUGUUUAUGACCUCCCCUCCCGCCUGUUAAACGAGACACAACAAAAAUUUGGGGAUAAUACUGCUCUCGUAGAAACAAAUGUCAAUGUCAUGUAUUUUAAAGAUUGCCAAUACAGGCAACAAAACCGUAGAUUUCCGCAAAUCCCAAAUCGCAUCGAGGAACACGAGGAUUCGAUGCUUAACAGUGAGGGUUUUAUAACAAAUUUGUCCCUCGAUAUACCCGAAGGUGCCCCAAGUAUGAUACCACACAUUUAUUCAUCGUCUUCGUCUUCCACCUCAACUUUAAGGAGUGUUAAAUUAGAAUGUGGCGAGAAUGCUCGGAAUCAGUCUGAAACUAAAACAAAUAUAGUUUGUCAAUGGCAGGAAGUAAGACUCGGUAAUGGAAAUGAUGAAGUGUGUGGAAAAGAAUGUUUGACAAUUCAAGAUGUUGUCAAUCACUUGAGAGAUGAACAUUUGCCCAAUGCUGUAAGUAAUUAUUCAUGUUUCUGGCGAGGCUGUUCAAGACUCGGCGUUCCUUUUAAAGCCAAGUACAAGCUUGUAAAUCAUUUGCGUGUUCAUACUGGUGAGAGACCGUUUGUAUGCACCUAUCCAGAUUGUAAUAAGGUUUUUGCUCGAACAGAAAAUCUGAAAAUUCAUAUUCGAACACAUACUGGAGAAAAACCGUUUCUUUGUGAAUAUCCUGGAUGUAGUCGAAGAUUUGCGAACUCUAGUGAUCGACGUAAACAUAUUCACGUACAUACAAUGGAAAAACCUUAUCGUUGUAAGUUUCAAGGAUGUAACAAAUGUUAUACACAUCCAAGCUCUCUAAGGAAACAUGUGCGAACGCACAAUAUCCGCGACAAAGCUAAAUCAAGUAUUGAACUUCAGCAAAUAGUCGAUACUAGUAGUACCCCAAGAUUACCAGCAAUAUCCUAUCCAGUCAUACGUACCACAAUGACUUAAGAAAAUAGUAUAAUAGCACAUUAUCGACUUACUAUUUCUAACUGAUGAUUUUAUUUGCGACAACUAGGAAAGGAACUCUUUUGUUCGGAUGUUAUUUCAAACAAAAACUCCUUUUAAAAUGGAAACGAAUUUGUAACAUUGAAAAAUCACAACUUCUUACUUGCUGGCUUUUUCAUCGUAUUAAAUAUGAGAAAUAAUUGAAGAGA
Xenia sp. Carnegie-2017 is the source of this 2881-nucleotide messenger RNA. Its product is annotated as zinc finger protein 483-like. Bases 1215 to 2675 code for a protein of 486 amino acids. Gene Ontology annotation, cellular component: nucleus. The transcript has a single exon. The record is from RefSeq and is a predicted model, not a curated record. Gene Ontology annotation, biological process: central nervous system development; regulation of transcription by RNA polymerase II. Gene Ontology annotation, molecular function: RNA polymerase II cis-regulatory region sequence-specific DNA binding; DNA-binding transcription factor activity, RNA polymerase II-specific. Lineage: Eukaryota; Metazoa; Cnidaria; Anthozoa; Malacalcyonacea; Xeniidae.